CUGCGAAGCACCGCCAACUUUGGGUAUGUACCAAUACAUGAGUUUUGGUUUCUUUGGUUUUUUUUUUUUGUACACACAAUACGACAUGUGCACUUCAAGACGGCUUAUAUGAUCACUAUCCCAGCAUGCAUUUGCUGACCGCUUUACUCGAUUGGCUCUGCGGCGUUCGACUUCUCAACACCGCCGUGGCACCGAGGGAAAAUUUUAGCGACAGCCAUUGUUCCACCAGCGGUACUUCGAAAUGCCAUGCGGCGAUCCUGACUAUUGAACUGUCCAUACCUAUGAACCAAAUAGAGUCUCUGCUAACGGUCACCGCAUCGAGCAGUCAAGCGUCUAGCGAAUUAAGCAAAAGUCACUACCUAGGCUUCGCUGGUCGUAAACACAGAUUAGAUAAACCGAUCACGUAUAGUAGUAAAUACGAAAUAUUUCGAUACAUACGCAAUCGAUCAUUCCGUAGCAUGAUCUUUGUGUGAGAACCAAGUGUGGUCUGAACAGGUAUGAGCGAGGAGACUGUUGGGUACCUCUCGGGUAAUUUCU
Truncatella angustata is the source of this 537-nucleotide messenger RNA. RefSeq lists its product as uncharacterized. Bases 126 to 473 code for a protein of 115 amino acids. NCBI's taxonomy places the organism in Eukaryota, Fungi, Ascomycota, Sordariomycetes, Amphisphaeriales, Sporocadaceae. The record is from RefSeq and is a predicted model, not a curated record. The transcript has 3 exons.